Molecule: messenger RNA, 1962 nt
Organism: Humulus lupulus (European hop)
Lineage: Eukaryota; Viridiplantae; Streptophyta; Magnoliopsida; Rosales; Cannabaceae
Product: glucose-6-phosphate/phosphate translocator 1, chloroplastic-like
Exons: 5
Coding region: 415-1617 (400 amino acids)
Biological process (GO): transmembrane transport
Cellular component (GO): Golgi apparatus; membrane
Molecular function (GO): phosphoglycerate transmembrane transporter activity; antiporter activity; triose-phosphate transmembrane transporter activity
Source: RefSeq, a predicted model, not a curated record
GAUUAAACAUAGGUCCGGACUGAGAUUUCAGAGAACGCACCCUCUGAAAAUUUCAAAGUCCUAACUUUCUCUUUCCUUUUUCAAUUUUUUUUAUAAAAAAAUAAUAUUAUAUUAGAGAGUCCUAAACCUAUUACAAUUAUAUUAUUCUUUCGAGAUUGUUUCCAUCUGAGUUGCUGAGACUAUCAAAUCACAUAUAUAUAGUUUCUUUGGUGUUUAAUAAUCAAUUCUGAAGCAUUGGUUUUAAGUCUUUUUCCUUGGAGAAAUUCAGUGCCGUGGAGUAUUGUAAACUUGAAGUUUUUACUUAAAGAAGUGUUGGUCUUGCUCUGUGAUCUACACUAGUUUCGGGUUUUUUGUGCUAUUCGCAGAAAACCCAUUUAGACACUCGAAACUUUUUCAGGGAAAAUCUCUGGUACCAUGAUUUGCUCCGUGAAGCAAUUUUCACCCAUGAGCACUACUGGAUCAGAAAUAUUUCUCCGGCCAAACUCUCGGUCACCGAUACAGCAGUCUUUGCUGUUACCUUCUCUACCGAUUCAGAAGCCGAAGCGAUCAUCCAUCUCGGUGCAGAAACCUCUGCAUGUUUCUAUGGUUGGUGAUUUCAAUGGAGGUUUUGGGUCUGUGAAGGCUCGAAGGAGUUUGAUCAAAUGUGAGGCUUAUGAGGCGGACAGAUCGAAGCCGAUCGAGACAAAUAUCGAACUGCCAAAGGCCGAGGGGCCAUCUGAGGCGGCGAAGAAAGUCAAGAUCGGUAUCUACUUCGCUAUGUGGUGGGCUUUAAACGUGGUCUUCAAUAUUUAUAAUAAGAAGGUCUUGAAUGCCUAUCCGUAUCCAUGGUUGACCUCGACUUUGUCUCUCGCUUGUGGGUCUUUGAUCAUGUUGAUCUCUUGGGCUACGAGGAUCGCUGAGGCCCCAAAGACUGAUUUUGAGUUCUGGAAGGCUUUGUUUCCUGUUGCUGUGGCACAUACAAUUGGGCAUGUAGCAGCCACUGUGAGUAUGUCAAAGGUUGCUGUGUCUUUUACUCAUAUUAUCAAGAGUGGGGAGCCUGCUUUUAGUGUAUUGGUGUCAAGGUUCUUGCUGGGUGAGAGCUUCCCAAUGCCAGUGUACUUGUCUCUCAUCCCCAUCAUUGGUGGUUGCUCACUUGCUGCUUUGACUGAGCUCAACUUCAACAUGAUUGGUUUCAUGGGUGCCAUGAUAUCAAACUUGGCAUUCGUCUUCAGAAACAUUUUCUCAAAGAGGGGCAUGAAGGGGAAGUCUGUUAGUGGAAUGAACUACUAUGCUUGUUUAUCAAUUUUGUCUCUCGUAAUUCUCACGCCCUUUGCAAUUGCGGUUGAGGGACCACAGAUGUGGGCAGCUGGAUGGGAAAAGGCCUUCCCUCAACUUGGAUCUCAAUUGCUUUGGUGGAUGGCAGCCCAGAGUGUGUUCUAUCAUCUGUACAACCAAGUUUCUUACAUGUCUUUGGAUGAGAUCUCUCCUUUGACUUUUAGUGUUGGUAACACCAUGAAACGUAUUUCAGUCAUUGUAUCUUCCAUCAUCAUCUUCCACACACCCGUCCAGCCCGUCAAUGCUCUUGGAGCUGCCAUUGCGGUCUUCGGUACCUUCUUAUAUUCUCAGGCGAAGCAGUAAAAGCUUGAAACUGAGGAACAACGUAUUUUUAUAUUUUCGUCAUGUAAGAUAAAAAUCUUGGAAGUGAGUUUCUUCAAGAACUGGUGAAGAGGCUUGUAGCAGUGGUAGAGUUUCUUUUCAAGAUCCACAAAUGCUGGAUUUUUGUUCGGAUGCACCAAUAGUCUCGUGUUCUUGUAGAUAAGCAAUAAAAAUGAGAUUAAGAACAUCAUUUCAGUUUUUUAUUUUUGUUUUUUUGAUAUACAGGUAAUUAGGUAGUUUAUUUUUCAAAUAAGAGAAAAUAAUGUCUCAGACCGUAUCUUUUUUUAGAAGAAUUAAAUUUAAUAUCCUAAUGCUAUCUUUGGGUUA